Neopsephotus bourkii (Bourke's parrot) is the source of this 1577-nucleotide messenger RNA. It is a transcript of the gene LRRC52, whose product is annotated as leucine rich repeat containing 52. Lineage: Eukaryota; Metazoa; Chordata; Aves; Psittaciformes; Psittacidae. The record is from RefSeq and is a predicted model, not a curated record. Gene Ontology annotation, molecular function: voltage-gated potassium channel activity; potassium channel activator activity; transmembrane transporter binding. The coding region runs from base 560 to 1465 and encodes 301 amino acids. Gene Ontology annotation, cellular component: voltage-gated potassium channel complex. The transcript is spliced from 3 exons.
CCGCUGUCAUGGCUGUGGCAGCCGGGGGAGCGGUGGUGGCCUCGCACCUCUCUGGCUAGGGGGUUUGGAAGGCCGCCAGCAGCCGGCUUGUGGUGCUAAACGCUGCAAGGGUACCUACCACCGGAGGCCUUCUCCCAGGGGCAGGGCAGGUCCUCCUGCGUAAGGGUGGGCAGGCAGAGGAGCAGCAUGGCCAGUCAGAGGGAACUGAGGCACCUGGGGAAAACUUGUCCUUGGUAAAAAUGCUUCUGAAAAAAACUCCUUAGUUACCUUCUCCCGACUCCUCAGAGGAGUCAAGGCCAAUCCAGUGCAGCAUUGCACAGGGCUCUCACUUAAUUAGUACCAGUCAGCAGCUCUUGCAGUUUGACACCAUUUGUGACAAAAUUUGCACUGUACACGCAUGUUUUGCGCAGUUUUGAUGCUCUCAUCCAAUGCACGUGUCUUCUGCAGCUCCAGCUGAAAGCAGCACCCGCUAAGCCAGCAAGGUCGCAGCACUGCCCCUGAAGCUAGGCAGCUUUUGCAAGCUGUUGAUACAGAGGUGUCAACUGGCACCAAGGGUGAUAUGGAGAAGCUCCAGCCACUGUUCUGCCCCAGAAACCUGGCUCAGUUUCCAGCUGGGCGCCCUGCCAAAGAGUCAGGGAUGGGGAUGGCAUCAGAGAGGAUCAACUGCCCAAGAAGUUGUAGCUGUCAGUACCUGGAAGUGAACUGCACAGGGCAGCAGCUGCAGGAGUUCCCUGAGGCUAUCCCGCUGGAUACCAGGCAGCUGAUUCUGGCAGAAAACAAUGUCUCCUACCUGCCAGCAGUGGAAUUGAGCUUCCUGACUGACUUGGUCUAUCUGGACUGCAAGAAGAACCUCUUAGGGCAUGACCUGGAUUUCACUUUCAUUGGUGUGGCCAAACUUGUCUAUCUGGACCUCAGCUUCAACAGUCUCACACAGGUCACUUUCAGCACCUUCUCACACCUCCUCAGCCUGGUGGUACUGAAGAUCUCAAACAAUCCCAGCCUUGUGGCCAUUGAGAAGGAUGCUUUUGCCAACAACACCUGGCUGAGGCACUUGGAUGUGAGCCGGACAGGCUUAACAUUCCUAGACACCAGCACUGUCCAAGACCUGCGCAACCUGAGGUUUCUGGGGCUCAGUAACAACCUGUGGCACUGCAACUGUUCCUUUCUGGACUUCGUCGCUUGGAUGACAGAGAGCAACAUUCAUUUUCCAGAUGCUGACAAUGUCACCUGCUAUACCCCAGAAAGCUUGCGUGCUCUGAAAAUGCCUGCAGUGGAAGCACAGCUCCAUUUCAACUGUCUGACCCAGCUGUACAAGCAAGACUACAUCUUUCUGUGUCUCGCUGGCUUCUGCAUAUUCUUUGCCGGCACCAUGGCAGCCUGGCUGGCUGGCAUCUGUGCUGUCUUCUAUGAAGUCCACAUUUCAAAGGGAGAGGAGGAGGAGGAGGAAGAAGACACAGUCACUUAGGAUUACCCUACAAAUCUUUCUGAAUUCAUGGGAACUGAAGGCAGGUCCUUCCUGCCUCAUUUCUCACAUGAUGUCCCACUUCAGUGGUUUUUUGUGUUGUUUUGUUUUGUUU